AUGAAGAAAGAGCCCAAAGGUCACUGGAAGGUGGGGCAGCAGCAGCUUUCUGUUGAAUCAGGCUUGGUGUCUGUGUCUUGCGGCAGCUCGCACGUAUUGAUCACAGUGCCGGUGGAUCUCUUUGGGACGGGCGUGGCUGUUGGCGUUCAUGAACUGACCCUGGGAUCUGGCUGUUCCGUGACUGCUGUUUAUCAGGAUGUGCUGCAGCUCGAAUAUCCUCUCCAUGCAUGUGGAGCCAUCAGAGAAUUCCUCCCAGACAGUAUCCACUAUAGAAAUGUUCUCUACUACAUGCCUUCUGCUGAAAAUGGUGUGAUCCGGACCAGUCAAUUCUCACAACCCAUAGAUUGUAUCUACCUAAGGUCAUGGAAUGUCUCCUCACUUGGAAUACAGCCCACAUGGAUCCCUUUCAGAUCCACCGUGAUGGAAAAUCAGCGCUUGGAGUUUGCCCUUGAAGUCUAUGACAGUACCUGGUCAGCACCUAGGUCUGACCCCACUUACUAUCUUGGGGAUCUAAUCAACAUCCAAGCAUCAGUAAGGAAGGGCAGCCACGUCCCUCUGAAGAUCUACAUUGAUGAGUGUGUUGCCCGGCCAAACGCUGAGUCCUCUGUGAAAUACGAAGUCAUCACAAACCAUGGGUGCCUUGUAGAUGGGCAGCAAAGCAACUCCCGUUUCCUCCCCACGCAGGAAGAUGGAAUCCGCCGCCUCCAGCUGGACACAUUCACCUUCAUUGGGGCCUCCAACCACCAGAUCUACCUCAUAUGUCACUUGAAGGCGGUGCCUGUUGGCUCUGCGGACCCUCGCAACAAGGCAUGCUCCUAUGACCUCACUACUGCAUCAUGGAGUUCCUAUGAAGGAGGAGAUUGCGCCUGUUGUGGUUCUCCUAGUGGAUGUGAGAGCAAGAAGAGGAAGAGAAGGCAACAGCAGAAGAAAGGAUUGUCUGGAGAAGCCAACCUCAAGCUUGGUCCCCUUGCACUGAAAGGAAAGCCAACAAACAGCUCCUCCACACUGAAUGACUUCAGCACUUCUGAGCUGAUGUCUGUGGUGACCAGCUAUGCCACACUCAAGGCUCCCCAGGCUGCUGAGUUGCCUGCUAACCAGAGGGUGACUAUUAUCGUGAGGGAGAGAGUGAAGGAAGGAUCUGGGUUCUUCCUCCAUUUCCCCUUCUCCAUUGCCACCAUGGUCAUAAUAACUACCUGUGCCUUCAUUAUAUUUCUAUCGAUUAUGGGCUGCUACUGCUCCAGCAGACGGUCCCGUCGUGGAUAUCGCAUGAAGACCAUCCGUGCAGCUUUGGUGGAAGUUAGUGCCGUUGCCAUGGCACCUGCAGCAACUGGCUCAGUAGCUGUUGUUUCCACUGGCAAAUCCAGAGCUAUCUCCAAGAGACCUGACAGGAGAGCAGCCAGCAGCUAG
Messenger RNA from Podarcis muralis (Common wall lizard), 1407 nucleotides. RefSeq names its product zona pellucida sperm-binding protein 3-like. Gene Ontology annotation, biological process: binding of sperm to zona pellucida; egg coat formation; positive regulation of acrosome reaction. Gene Ontology annotation, molecular function: acrosin binding. Lineage: Eukaryota; Metazoa; Chordata; Lepidosauria; Squamata; Lacertidae. The record is from RefSeq and is a predicted model, not a curated record. Gene Ontology annotation, cellular component: extracellular matrix.